AUGUUAACUUUUCAGGUGAAUCCCGGUCUUCCCCCCACCAAUCAAAGCAUUGAUGCCUUCAGUCGCACGACUGAAUGUCGCUUCUUAGCAUGCGUAAGUGGGAUGCGAAAGAGUGGGUCGUUUGUUGACCCCGUUAAAGCGCCUCAGCCCAUGCUAUUAAGAGACAGGCAUGUAAGAGGUGAGCGUAAAAUUUGGUUUGCUAUUGAGUUAUGUGAUCUAUGCUGGAAGAAUUCUCGCCACGCAUUUUCAGGAUUGCCGGACUGCGGUGCCGUGCGUGUCCUAAGCUUACGGUGCCAUUGGGUUUCUGUUACGGUAUUUGAUUUUUCAGCGAGGUUACAUAGCGCCGAGUUAGACUCGUUGCCGACAGUACCAAUCUCAUCUCACCUCUCCUUUAGCCGCAACUCCUCCCAUAGGUCGGUCGGUGAGUAUGACCUGGGGAAGAGACUUCUGUGCCCCUUUUUCUUAGACAUCAUGGUAGUUGCGCAUCUUGUCGCACGUGUCUCACGCGAUAUCAUACCCAUUCAGCCCAGAGCUCUAUCGAGCUCCUUAGACCUUACAAUACACUCGUACAAUCCACUUUGUUUGGAUCUCACUACCUUGUCGACUCGCUUCCCAUAUGACCCCUUCUCAGCUCAUGCAAGACAUCUCACUAGUUAA
Molecule: messenger RNA, 657 nt
Organism: Lindgomyces ingoldianus
Lineage: Eukaryota; Fungi; Ascomycota; Dothideomycetes; Pleosporales; Lindgomycetaceae
Exons: 9
Coding region: 1-657 (218 amino acids)
Source: RefSeq, a predicted model, not a curated record